Molecule: messenger RNA, 3581 nt
Organism: Fusarium odoratissimum NRRL 54006
Lineage: Eukaryota; Fungi; Ascomycota; Sordariomycetes; Hypocreales; Nectriaceae
Product: mannosyl-oligosaccharide glucosidase
Exons: 2
Coding region: 173-2404 (743 amino acids)
Biological process (GO): protein N-linked glycosylation; oligosaccharide metabolic process
Cellular component (GO): endoplasmic reticulum membrane
Molecular function (GO): Glc3Man9GlcNAc2 oligosaccharide glucosidase activity
Source: RefSeq, a predicted model, not a curated record
AACUCUCAGCCUUGCGUCGUCAUAUCAAUUUGCUACUCCUACGUGUUCUCUGGAGCUUGUUCUCACACAAACUCACCCGAUGAGGAAUUGAAAACUCUAGGAUUCGCUCAAAAAAAAUCCGUAUCUCACUUUCUCUUCUAGAGGCUUGUGAGAAACACUUUUUAACGUCAGUAUGGUGAAAAUUGCCCAUUGGGUGUCGGCGGCGACACUCGCUCUGGGCGUCUCAGCCGCAGACGAUGCAUCUUCUGUGCUGACGACAGAAAUCGGCCGUCAAAACAACCAGAGCCUCUUUUGGGGACCCUACAAGUCCAAUCUGUACUUUGGCGUGCGACCACGAACACCAGAUGGUCUAUGGACAGGGCUCAUGUGGGGGAAGGUUGACAACUACCAUGAUAUUCAGAAUGGUUUCAGAUAUACCUGCGAGCAGGGAGAAGAUAUGCAUGGCUACGGAUGGGAUGAGUAUGAUGCCCGCAUAGGCGGUGUGCAGUCAAUUCACGACAAGGGCAACAACAUCGACCUGACGACUACUUUUGUGAAGAUCCCCGGUGGAAAUCAUGGUGGCAGCUGGGCUGCCCGAAUCAGGGGCGAGCUGCGAGACGGCGCGCCCAAAAACACCAGGACUAUGCUAUUCUAUUAUAUCGCCCAGGAUGGUGAUGGCGAACUUGCUGUUGAAGGUGAGGGUACCAAGUAUGGUUUCAAAGACGACGUUACUCUUAAGGGCAGUUCAAAGGCGCUAGGAGACUACAAGCUUCUCAUCACAAAGGGUACCGGAGAGCACCCUUCAACAGAUCACAAGUUUCUGGAAGAUCGACAUGGCGACACAACCAUCGUCUCGAGUACUGAGGUCCCAGCCGACCUUACCUGGCAGGGCAAGCCCGUUGUCUUCAAGCAACUUCAAGAUGCCGUUUCGCCCGUGCAGCAGAAUGCUGACCAGGCGGACCCGCCUCCACCGUGGCAGGUGUACCGUAUUGCCCAUGCGCCUGGAAAAGGCAACGUCCAUAUAGUCGAGAAGACCUUCGAGGGACGGUUCGAGUUCGAUGUCAUCUUUUCAUCCGAAUCUGGAGGCAAGGAGUUUACUUCUGAGGAGGUUACUGAACAGAUCGAGAAGACUUCAGAAAUCUUCAACGAGCGUUUCACCAACACCUUCAAGCUCAAGGAGCCUUUCACACAGGAGAAGUACAAGAAAUUCGGCAAGAGCAUGCUGUCAAACCUUAUUGGCGGCAUAGGGUACUUCCAUGGUCACCAGCUAAUUGAUCGAUCGUAUGCGCCUGAGUAUGAGGAGCAGAACGACGGGUUCUGGGAGGAGGCCGCGCAAGCCAAGGCACGCACACAGCCAGAACUCGAAGGCCCCUAUGAGCUUUUCACCAGUGUUCCUUCUCGCCCUUUCUUCCCCCGCGGCUUCCUGUGGGAUGAGGGAUUUCACCUGAUUCCCAUUGCCGACUGGGAUAUUGACCUCACACUUGAGAUUGUCAAGAGCUGGUACAACACUAUGGACGAAGAUGGCUGGAUCGCGCGCGAACAGAUUCUAGGUCACGAGGCCCGGAGUAAGGUCCCCCCUGAGUUUCAAGUGCAAUUUCCGCAUUAUGCCAACCCCCCUACCCUCUUCCUUAUCAUCGAGGGCUUCAUGGAGCGUCUUCGCGCAUCAAACGGAACCAAGAGCGAGGCAAAGGAACGCAUUCUGGGGGCCGACCCUCUGCAAACCGCUCACCUCGACAAUAUUGAGCUCGGCGAGAACUAUCUUCGAAAGUUGUACCCCCUGUUGAGACAACAAUAUGACUGGUUCCGCAAAACUCAGCGAGGUGACAUCAAGAAUUAUGACCGUGAGGCAUACUCAACCAAGGAAGCAUACAGAUGGAGGGGCCGUACUGAGACUCACAUCCUCACCAGUGGCCUGGACGACUAUCCUCGACCCCAGCCCCCUUCGCCGGGCGAGCUGCACGUCGAUCUCAUGUCCUGGGUUGGGCUGAUGACAAAGUCGUUGAUGAACAUCGCAGACGCCCUCGGCAUGGCCGAAGAUGUGAAUGAGUAUAGGAAGAACUUGGACGGCAUCGAGCACAACCUCAAUGAUCUCCACUGGUCUGAUGAGGACGGUUGCUAUUGCGACGCAACGAUCGAUGAUUACGAGGAACACGCGCUCGUAUGCCACAAGGGCUACAUUUCCCUGUUCCCUUUCCUGGUCGGCCUGAUGAAGGCUGACGACCCCAAGCUGGGCAAGAUUCUUGAUCUGGUCGGUGACGAGGAGCACCUCUGGAGCCCCCACGGCAUUCGCAGCUUGAGUAAAAAGGAUGAGUUCUACGCCACGGGCGAGAACUACUGGCGCAGCCCGGUGUGGAUGCCUAUCAACUACCUGGCUUUGUCUCAACUACAGGUAGGGUUUCCCCCAGAUGUCCCCUUGGCGAAGUAGUACAAAGACUAACAUGUGCAUAUAGAACGUUGCUUCGCAGGAAGGCCCCUACAGGGGAAAAGCGAAAGAUCUGUUCACACGUCUCCGUAAGAACCUUGUUGACACCGUGUACAAGAGUUGGGAAGAAACAGGCUUCGCCUGGGAGCAGUACAACCCCGACACGGGUGCCGGCCAGCGAACACAGCACUUCACUGGAUGGACCAGUCUUGUUGUCAAGAUCAUGGCUAUGGAAGAUCCUAGUCAGGAGGCUCAUGCCAAGGACGAGCUGUGAAUGGGUCAGAAUAUAACAAGGCAAUGUAGGACUGCUUUGAAAAGGUGUUAUGUGUAUCCUGAUAUGCCAAUUGAAACAUACCGGCUAUUGGUUAAUGGUUAGUCACAGCCAAGACAUGCAUCGUAAAGCAAUCCCACGGCUCGUACCGCAUCCUCAAGCCAUGCAGGCUUUGUGAGGCUUGGGGGCUAUGAGGCUGGGAACAGGGGUCGAAACAUUCUACCAUAUUGGGCAAGUCAGGUACAGAGCCUCCAAACUCUGUUUUGGUGCUUCUGUGCGACGGAUGGCUGUGAUUUGAUGCCUGGUGCCUGGUGAUGGCUCAAUGGGUGCAGAUCGGUGACUGUGGUUUGUGUGCCAUACGGAUCGGCAGGCUGUCAACGUCUUAGUGGCGUCGGUGGAACUUAUUCAAAUGGCCGAAGGUUGUCGAUGAAGUCGAAAAAGAAAGGGUGCUUGUGUUUAGUCAACAUCAACGUCAGCGGGUUUCUAGCAAUGUCACGAUUCUUGCAUCGGUUACCAGUCAUAGUCUACCGGCUUGCUUCCGGGACGAGAGUAGCUGCCGAGACAUAAGCCGCAGAUCCGUAGAUGCAACCAUUCUUAGAAAUGCCCAGAAUUGCUUGAGUGCAUGAGGUUGAUAGAUUGUGUAUAGCUUCGACGUGAACAGGCUGCAACCUAUAUUGGUGGAACCCGAGCUUCCACGCCCAAGGGAACCCUCCGAUACACCGUAGCAGGCGUUGCAAUCCUUCCCGAGACAUGGCUCAGGGGAGUAAGCAGAAACAAAACAGCAGGCAAGGAUCUGGAAAGCUAUAUCCGUAAUGUCUCAGAGGUAGCCGAGACGGCAGAAACAUGGUUCAUGUCUUAGGUCUUAGGUAGAAACAGUAAUACAAGGGCCUGGUCUAGGUUGCAAGGCUG